AUGCCCCCACAGCCGGUGGCGCCGGGGGGCCCAACGGAGCCCCGCCCAAUGCCUGGGGCGGAGGUGGAAGGAUCGGCAGAGGUGCCGUGGGCCGAGACCACCGUUGAAGCCCCUACGCCAACCGUUGGGGAGACGGGGAUCCACCCGACGGCCCUCGGUGCUCUGGGAGGCCAUCAGGGAGCUCCAAGCUCCCAGAAGAGUGCUGCCCCCCGAGCAAGCCGGAAGCACAAGGUGGCUUCAGUGGGACAUGCUCCCCUUAAUGCCAUGAAGAGGGGGGCUCAGUCGACCCCUAGGUCAGCGAGGCCCAAGUCGCCACCCCCCUCAAGCUGCGAAGAGGGCGAGCUCUCCCACGAGGAAGGGGGGCAGGAGACGAGGGGGAAGAUGCCAGAUCCCCCAGCGAAGGAGGCGGGGGCGCCGAGGCCCCAAGAGCCGGAGGGGACGAAAUCGACGUUCCUCCGUGGGGAGCGAGACGCCUGGGUGGCCUGCGACGACGAGAGGGCUGCACGGGAGGCGGCUGAGGGGGAGCUCAUGAAGGAGUGCGAGGUUUCUGCCGAGCUUCGGCAGAAAUGCUCGGAUCUCGUGACCGAGGCUUGGGAAGCCCGGGAAAAGGUUGCUCCCUUAGAGAAGAGGGUCGGCAACCUUACCUGGGAGUCCCAAGAGCAAAGCGCUGCUGCCGAGAGGUACAUGGGCGAGGUCGCUCGGUUGGAAGCUUUGCUCGCCGAGAAAGACCUUGCCCUUAACCAAAACCAGGCCAAUUUUUCCGCGGCUCAAGGCAAGGUGGUCCUCUAG
Molecule: messenger RNA, 789 nt
Organism: Sorghum bicolor (sorghum)
Lineage: Eukaryota; Viridiplantae; Streptophyta; Magnoliopsida; Poales; Poaceae
Product: proteoglycan 4-like
Exons: 3
Coding region: 1-789 (262 amino acids)
Source: RefSeq, a predicted model, not a curated record